This is a messenger RNA of Branchiostoma belcheri (Belcher's lancelet), 1194 nucleotides long. RefSeq names its product testis-expressed sequence 30 protein-like. The record is from RefSeq and is a predicted model, not a curated record. Bases 79 to 927 code for a protein of 282 amino acids. Lineage: Eukaryota; Metazoa; Chordata; Leptocardii; Amphioxiformes; Branchiostomatidae. The transcript is spliced from 6 exons.
ACUUAUGGCGGGAAACACAACAACACGACCCACAGAAGACAGCGACUAGUUUAUACCUUGAAGGAGUCAGUUGAUGCUAUGAGUCUGUUGACUCACUUAUGCAGCCAGGAUGACGACAUAGAACUCUUCAAUCGGAUGGGUUCAUUCGCGAUGUCUGACCCAACUGCGGAGAUAGCUGAGCCUGAAGAGGUUCAAAUCCCUUUCAACAAAAAGCACCUUCCUGCAGUACUGACCUUACCCAAUAGGGGGCCUCCCAGGUACGGAGUGAUCCUGACUCAUGGAGCUGGAGGAGACAUGGACCAUGCCCACCUGCAGGGCUUGACUCAGGUGUUAGCACGUCACGGUUACCUGUGCCUCCGGUUCACCUGUAAAGCACUUAACAUCAGCUACAGGAUCAGGGCCUUUACUACAGUACUGGACUAUCUACGGAAGGAGAUUGCUCCUACAUUACAGGGUUGCUUUGUUGGAGGUCGUUCCAUGGGUUCCAGGGCUGCUGCAGGUGUGGCGCUCGCUGACACCUCCGGGUUUGUGACGGGGGUGAUCUGCCUGUCGUACCCCCUCCACCCUCCAGGACAGCCUGACAAGCUUCGCACAGACAUCUUCAGACUCAGGCUGCCAACCUUGUUCAUCAGUGGUACCAAAGAUCCCAUGUGCCCAGAAGGCUCCUUCAGAGAACAUGUCUGCCCCAUGGGAGAGGCAGCGAAGGUGCACUGGGUGGAGGGAGGAGACCACGGCAUCAACAUUCCCGGUCGUACAGCAGACAAGGUCUGUGAGGAUAUCUGGUCAGCUGUCACAUCGUGGUGCAACACCAUCUGUGACAGAACAGUCAGGCACGCCGGCCGCCAGAGAGAGAAGGGAGGAUGUAAAAGGGCAUCCGAGACAAAGAAGACAGGAGAGGGGAGCAAGGCCAGGAAGAGGAGACAGUAGAUUACAAAAGGUUUUGUUAAAAACUGCUUCUUGAUGUUGUGUAACAGUAUCUUACAUUGAGAAGAUUAAGACAAGACAAAGGAACACAAAGUAUUCCAACAUUUCUGUAAUUCAUAUCCGUGUUUUACUGUAUUAGAAAUAAUCAGGAUUAGAGAUUACCAGGAAAAGAAGCAGUUCCUUAAAAGUGAAAUAUUUACUCGGUGACGUAACAGUAUGGGAGCCUUGGUAAAAAAAAUAUCACCAUAAUAAAUAAAAUUAAAAAAAAAA